Colossoma macropomum (tambaqui) is the source of this 2483-nucleotide messenger RNA. It is a transcript of the gene shmt1, whose product is annotated as serine hydroxymethyltransferase 1 (soluble). The record is from RefSeq and is a predicted model, not a curated record. Gene Ontology annotation, cellular component: nucleus; cytoplasm; cytosol. The transcript is spliced from 12 exons. The coding region runs from base 159 to 1610 and encodes 483 amino acids. Gene Ontology annotation, molecular function: mRNA 5'-UTR binding; protein homodimerization activity; mRNA regulatory element binding translation repressor activity. Gene Ontology annotation, biological process: L-serine catabolic process; protein homotetramerization; purine nucleobase biosynthetic process. Lineage: Eukaryota; Metazoa; Chordata; Actinopteri; Characiformes; Serrasalmidae.
UUUUGAUUGACUGGUCCUCCACCUCCGGGCUCUGAUUGCUCCCUCACUUUCGCGGACUUUGGGCACAAAUAGAAGUUGGUGGUUACGUGCUGCAGGUUGUAACCUGUCAACGAAUAGAUAAGAACUUCUUCACUGUAUUCUAGUCACAACGUGUAAGCAUGGCCCAGAUCAACGGUUGUAACAUUGACAAUGAUACAUGGGAGUCACACAACAGAAUGAUGCAGGAACCUCUCAGCACCAAUGAUCCAGAGGUGUUUGACAUCAUUAAGAAGGAGAAGAAGAGGCAAACGUAUGGUUUGGAGCUUAUUGCCUCUGAGAACUUCGCCAGUCGAGCUGUUUUGGAGGCUCUAGGCUCGUGCAUGAACAACAAAUAUUCUGAGGGAUACCCUGGCCAAAGAUACUAUGGUGGCACAGAACAUGUGGAUGAACUGGAGCGACUCUGUCAGCAAAGAGCUUUGAAGGUUUAUGGCCUUGACCCAGAAAAAUGGGGAGUAAAUGUGCAGCCUUAUUCUGGUUCACCUGCCAAUUUUGCUGUGUACACAGCCGUAGUGGAGCCUCAUGGGAGGAUAAUGGGUCUUGACCUGCCUGAUGGAGGCCAUCUGACCCAUGGCUUUAUGACUGACAAGAAGAAGAUCUCUGCCACAUCCAUUUUCUUUGAAUCUAUGCCAUACAAGGUCAACCAAGAGACUGGCUACAUUGAUUAUGACAGACUAGAGGAAAAUGCUCGUCUGUUCCAUCCAAAGCUAAUCAUUGCAGGUGUUAGCUGCUACUCCCGCAACCUGGAUUACAGUCAUAUGCGGAAGAUAGCAGAUGAGAAUGGGGCUUACCUCCUGGCUGACAUGGCGCACAUCAGUGGACUUGUUGCAGCUGGAGUGGUUCCGUCCCCCUUUGAGUACUGUGACAUUGUUUCCACCACUACCCAUAAGACCCUGAGGGGCUGCAGAGCAGGGCUCAUCUUUUACAGGAAAGGGGUGCGCAGUGUGGAUGCCAAGACAGGAAAGGAGACUCAUUACAACCUGGAGAGUUUGAUCAACCAGGCAGUGUUUCCUGGACUGCAGGGAGGACCUCACAACCAUGCCAUUGCAGGAGUGGCUGUAGCGUUGAAGCAGGCGUUGACACCAGAGUUCAAGGCCUAUCAGUUACAAGUGCUGGCAAACUGCAAGGCCUUGGCAGCUGCUCUGAUAGAAAAGGGCUACAAAAUUGUCACUGGUGGCUCUGAUAAUCAUCUGAUCUUGCUUGACCUACGUCCAAAUGGAACUGAUGGUGGGAGGGCAGAGAAGGUGCUGGAGGCCUGUGCCAUCGCCUGCAACAAGAACACCUGCCCAGGUGAUAAGAGUGCCUUGCGGCCCAGUGGUCUCCGUCUUGGCUCUCCAGCACUCACAUCGCGAGGCCUAGUGGAGAAAGAUUUCCGCACAGUUGCAGAAUUUAUUCACAGAUGUAUUCAGUUAACUUUGGAGAUCCAGAAGAACAUGAAUGCCAAAGCCACUCUGAAGGAGUUCAAGGAAACAUUGGCUCAGGAUGAGAAAUACCAAAACAGACUUAAAGAAAUCCGAGAGGAGGUUGAGGCUUUUGCUGCAAAAUUCCCCAUGCCUGGACUGCCAGAGCUAUGAGUCUGAUACUCUUGCUCUGUUCUUGUACCUAAGCUUUACUUUCUUUAAGUAAGUCUUUAAGCUUUACAGGCCGCUUGCCUGGUGAGUUCACAGAUUUUACUGUCAAGUCUGCAUUUCAUUCAUUUCAAAUUAUUUCUUGUAGAAAUGUGACAAUUUAUACAGUUAUUAUUUUGGACACAAUAGAGGUUUUGUGCUUUCCCUCAGGCUUCAUUAUUGCAAUCAGUUUUCUGGACACCUGUUUUGUCAAAUCUUUUUAUUCUGUGAACUCUACCAUGCAUGCGGAGAUAGUCACUCAGUGGGUUGAUAUGCCAUCUAACUCAGGCCAAAUUAAUUGAUGAUUAAUAAAGUCAAAUGUUGCAAGAAUGGUCCCAAGUGUGGAGGUCACAUUGUGACUUGAUACAUAAUAGCUCUACCAGAGUAGUAGCAUGUAUGUAUGUAUGUAUGUAUGUAUGUAUGUAUGUAUGUGUGUGUUAUAUCGCUGUUGUCGGAAGAAAACCUCCUAUCUCGAAAAUGGUAACUUUACAGGAGAAGGAAAAAACUUACUUUACUUUUAAAGUCAAUGGAACCAGACUUUUUUCCCCAAAUAAUUUUGGGUCGUUUCUUUUGGCCCAACCAUCAUGAAAUUUACAGAUGUAAUGUAAAGGCUAACAGCUAUUUUCAUUUUUUUCAGGGUUACAGGGAUACAAGGUUUUGUUCCAACAGUGGAGAUAUAAAAAAAAAUUACUUAUAGUUGUAAUAUUGAGCUAGGCUCUAAUUAGGGGUGGGUAAAGCAAAAGAAAUGGAGGAUACUCAAUGAUAUGCAUCACAAUUUUUGUUUUCCUGAGGUUUGUAAGUUGAAACAGACAAAAAAGAACGACUGGUGCCACAUUAAAA